GCGCCAAAACAUCCCAUUGUCCGUCACUUUUGCAACAUAUUUGCAUCGAACUACUGAAUUCAUCACCUCAGCAUCAGCAUUAUUCAAGAAAAUUUCUAUCAGGAAAGCACUGUUGUGGCUCCAAUUUGAAUUAUAUAACUUUAUAUUCCUAACAAUUAUAAACAUUUUACCUCAACUAACAAAGUUUUUGUAAAUCAACGUAGUUACCACUGUACAAAAUGUUCGAAGCACGCCUCCUCUCAGCUAUUACCCUUAAAAAAGUUCUUGAUGCUAUCAAGGAUCUCCUUAAUGAAGGAACCUUCGAAUGCAGUGAUUCUGGAAUCCAACUUCAAGCAAUGGACAAUUCCCACGUCUCUUUAGUUUCGUUAAGUCUUCGCUCUGAUGGUUUCGACAAAUAUCGAUGUGAUCGUAACAUUUCAAUGGGAAUGAACCUCGGCAGCAUGGCCAAGAUUCUUAAAUGUGCCAACAAUGAGGAUAAUGUUACAGUUAAAGCUCAGGAUAAUGCUGACACUGUUACCUUUAUGUUUGAGUCUCAGAACCAGGAAAAAGUCUCUGACUAUGAAAUGAAACUGAUGAAUCUCGAUCAAGAACACUUGGGCAUUCCUGAGACAGAAUACAGCUGCGUUGUUCGAAUGCCCUCCAUGGAAUUCGCUCGCAUAUGCCGAGAUUUGGCACAAUUUGGUGAGUCGGUGGUUAUUUGCUGCACCAAAGAAGGAGUCAAAUUCUCUGCUUCCGGAGAUGUCGGUUCGGCUAAUGUAAAAUUAGCCCAAACAUCAAAUGUUGACAAAGAAGAGGACGCCGUCACGAUUGAAAUGCAGGAACCAGUCACUCUUACAUUCGCCUGCCGCUAUCUGAAUGCAUUCACAAAAGCAACUCCAUUGUCUAAUCAAGUGCAGCUGUCGAUGUCAGCAGAUGUUCCUUUAGUGGUCGAAUACCGUAUUCCCGAUUUAGGACACAUCCGGUACUAUCUUGCACCCAAGAUCGAGGACGAUGAGAGUUAAGUUGAUGGGUCACUUACCUUCCUUCGUGUCUGUUAUUUCCAUGUUCAUUUAGAUUUACACAAUUUUUCCAUAAAUACUUACUGCAUAUUUUUGAUAUUUUAACUGUAUUCUGGCAUUGCGUAAUCAUUGCCAUGAAAGUUUGUACAAAAUAAUAAAAAAGAGGUAAUCUACCUUGAACUUAAA
Molecule: messenger RNA, 1184 nt
Organism: Episyrphus balteatus (marmalade hoverfly)
Lineage: Eukaryota; Metazoa; Arthropoda; Insecta; Diptera; Syrphidae
Gene: PCNA
Product: proliferating cell nuclear antigen
Exons: 2
Coding region: 219-1001 (260 amino acids)
Biological process (GO): translesion synthesis; leading strand elongation; mismatch repair
Cellular component (GO): PCNA complex
Molecular function (GO): DNA binding; DNA polymerase processivity factor activity
Source: RefSeq, a predicted model, not a curated record